Messenger RNA from Plasmodium vivax (malaria parasite P. vivax), 1963 nucleotides. Its product is annotated as pre-mrna splicing factor, putative. The transcript has 2 exons. Gene Ontology annotation, biological process: spliceosomal tri-snRNP complex assembly; mRNA splicing, via spliceosome. Gene Ontology annotation, cellular component: U4 snRNP; precatalytic spliceosome; U4/U6 x U5 tri-snRNP complex. Bases 341 to 1963 code for a protein of 540 amino acids. The record is from RefSeq and is a predicted model, not a curated record. NCBI's taxonomy places the organism in Eukaryota, Apicomplexa, Aconoidasida, Haemosporida, Plasmodiidae.
GCCCCACAUUUUGGAGAACCCAGAGCGGAAAUUCCAAUUCGUUGAAAGAUUCUUCCGAAGGGGGGGAAGCAGCGAAGGGGAGAGGCGAUUGUGCUGCAUAACAAAGUACGCGGCCCCGCGGAUCACUUGCCGCACCACCCGAUAGCUGAGCUGAAUUGUUUGAAGGCCAUAAAACGUGGUGCCCCCCAAUGCCAAUUCGUAAGUAAACGCUGGGGGGGGCCGCUUUCGUUUAUCCCUGCCAAACUGCGCCCCCCCUGUGUGCUCCCAAAAGGGGGAAAGCGGCUCACUGAAGGAGGACCCGCCCAAAGGAGAGUAUACACUUAUAUGAAGGGCAAGCAAAAUGGCAACCCUGGCGGACACAUUUCUGCAGGACCUGGAAGACCUCGAGUUUGAGGAAGAAAGUAGCUUUGCCAACUUUGGCACAGAAAAGAAGGAAGGUGGGCAAGGAGAAGCUGAAAAGGGCAGCCACGUGGAGGAGGCCAAGUUCCAGGAGGGGGACUACGAAGAGAUUGUUGAUGCGAUUGAGGAGUUCCUAAACGAAAAGAUAAAAAAAAAGGAGAGGAAGGUAUCUGAGUUGCUCUACGAUGAGGACUUCCUCAAGAUGAUGAGCAGCAUCAGGGACUACGUGAUGGAGGAGGAGGGGAGCGGCGAGGAUGGCGAAGCUGACGAAGCUGACGAAGACGGUGGAGUAACCCGUCGGGCCAAGAAGCGAAGGAGAAACGGGGAGGCACCUGGAGGAGGCAUAGACGCGGAUGAGCUGGGGGAGGACGCCGCUUCCCCCAACGCCACCCCCUCCAAGAAGGCCGACGAAGUGCUGAUCGAGAAGUGCAUCGAGCUGAUCAUCCAAAUCGACACGGAGAUCCUAAACAUCCACAAGUACGUGAGGGACAUUUACUCGACGAAAUUCCCGGAGCUGGACUCCAUAGUGUAUACCCCCCUGGAGUACAUCAGCGUGGUGAGUAAAAUAAAAAACGAAAGCGAUUUGAAAAGCAUUGAUUUUUCGGACAUUUUGCCGAACACCACUGUUAUGGCUAUCACCGUCGCGUCUAGUAUGACCACAGGGAUAAACCUAUCUGACCACUCGCUGAAGAACUGCCUCUCCUUCUGCAAUGAAGCGCUGGAAUUAAACGAAAACAGACGAAUGAUUUUGCUGUACUUAGAGAGCAAGAUGUUUCUGCUCGCCCCCAACUUGACCAUGCUGCUAGGCAGUGCACUAACAGCUCGCCUGAUUAGCUCCGUGGGGUCUUUAAAAAAUCUCUCCAUCACAUCAUCUCAAAAUCUUAUAGUGGUAGGCAGCUCGAAGAAAUCCGUGCUUGGGCUCAGCAACGUGCGGAAGACCUUCGGCAUAGGAAUUCUAAGUACCUCCGAAAUUGUGCAGAGCGUCCCUGAUGCGUUUAAAAAGAAGGCAAUCAGUUUGCUAGCUGGCAAGUGUAGCCUAGCAUCCCGAGUGGACUACUUUAAGAAGUACUCCGAGGGACAAUACGGGUUGCUGCUGCGAGAGAACCUAAUAAACCAUUUGAUAAAAUUGCAAGAGCCACCUCCAAUGAAGCAGAAGAAAAUCCUACCCAUGCCGGAUGAAAAGAGGAAGCGAAAAAGAGGAGGCAAACGCUAUAGGAAGUUAAAAGAAAAAACGGAAAUCACAGAGUUGAGGAAGCAAAUUAAUAGGUUGCCAUUUGGGCCCGAGUCAAAUGAAGAUUUCUACACCUUCACCGAUCAAAAUGCAGCUUUGCUAAACUCAAAUAUUACCAAGUUGAAAUACCAGUCUAAGCAGAAGGUGAAUACUGUGGGCAGGAAAAAGAACCUCGCCGUGCACUCCAGCGGGGCAACUGGGGGGCUGUCGUCCUCCCUGAUCUUCACCCCCCUGCAGGGCAUCGAGCUCUUCAACCCCUCCGUCGCCAACCCCCGGGCCGACCCCCUCGAGAACAAGUACUUCUCCAGCAAGGCCCAGUUCCGCAAGGUGUAG